AUGACGCCACGCGCCGCCAGUAGAAACAUGGCGACGAAGGGACUCCGUCAGCGUAACAGAAGGGGAAGCAAACAAGAUUCCAAUAACGUAAACAAUACACCCAGCACUGACAACCGAGCAGCAAAAGACGAAAAAUGUACUGAGGACAAGUCGUCUGCUGACCAACGAAAUGAGUCAUCCAGUAAGGCAGGGCAGGUGUGGGCUCCUGAGGGUUCCACAGCCUUCAAGUGUCUGGUUUCAGCCCGCUUAUGUGCUGCGUUACUCAGUAACAUCUCUGACUGUGAUGAAACCUACAAUUACUGGGAGCCAACUCACUUCCUGUUGUACGGAACAGGGAUGCAGACAUGGGAAUAUUCUCCAGCCUAUGCGAUCCGUUCGUAUGCAUAUCUCUGGCUCCAUGCACUUCCUGCCUGUUUCCAUGCCAAAAUAUUACAAACCAACAAGGUCCUUGUGUUUUACUUCCUGCGCUGCAUGUUAGCAUUCACCUGUUGUGUGUGUGAGCUCUACUUCUACAAGGCCGUGUGUAAGAAGUUUGGCCUGCAUGUGGGACGUCUUCUGUUGGCUUUCCUUGUAUUGAGUGCAGGAAUGUUCUGUUCUUCUGCAGCUUUCCUGCCUAGUACCUUUUGUAUGUACAGCACAGUGGUAGCUAUGACUGGCUGGUUCCAGGGGCGCCCCAGUCUGGCUGUACUGGGUAUUGCAGCGGGGGCUAUAGUGGGCUGGCCGUUCAGUGGUCUUCUGGGCAUUCCUAUCGCCUUUGACCUGCUGUUUUUGAAGAAAAAGUGGAAAGAUUUUAUCCUAUGGACCCUGGUGGCAUUGCUGCUCUUUCUGGUUCCUGUUGUUGUGGUAGACAGCUACUACUAUGGGAAGCUGGUGAUUGCUCCUCUGAAUAUAAUACUGUAUAAUGUGUUCACCCCUCAUGGGCCGGAUCUCUAUGGCACAGAGCCAUGGCAUUAUUAUUUUGUAAACGGUUUCCUGAAUUUCAAUAUUGUAUUUGCCUUGGCUCUGUUUUCUCUUCCUCUCACUGCGCUUAUGGAGGCACUGCUGCAGAGAUUCAAUGUACAGAACCUCGGUCGACCAUACUGGUUAACCAUGUCACCAAUGUACCUGUGGAUGCUGGUGUUUUUUACUCGGCCACAUAAAGAGGAGCGCUUUCUGUUUCCUAUAUAUCCUCUCAUCUGUCUGUGUGGAGCUGUGGCGCUCUCUUCGCUUCAGAAGUGCUAUCACUUCAUAUUCCAACGCUAUCGUCUGGAGCACUACACCAUCUCCUCUAACUGGCUGGCUCUUGGCUCUGUGAUUCUGUUUGGAGUGCUCUCACUGUCCCGUUCUGUGGCUCUCUUCAGAGGCUAUCAUGCACCUCUGGAUUUGUAUCCGGAGUUUCACCGCAUUGCUAAAGACCCCACAAUCCACACGGUUCCAGAUGGCAGACUGGUCAACGUUUGUGUGGGCAAAGAGUGGUACAGAUUCCCCAGCAGUUUCCUGCUGCCUAACAACUGGCAUUUACAGUUUAUCCAGUCAGAGUUCAGAGGCCAGCUGCCGAAGCCAUAUGCCAGCAGGCCUGAUGCCACUUGGAUACUCCCAGCAGACAUGAACGAUGAGAACCUUGAGGAACCUUCACGAUAUGUAGAAUUAAAACAGUGCCAUUAUCUGGUAGAUCUGGCACAAGACGUAGAAACCCCUCGCGAACCAAAAUAUGCCGCUAACAAAGAAGAGUGGAGUGUAAUUGCUGACAAGCCUUUUCUAGACACUACCAGGUCCUCCAGAUUCUUCAGGGCCUUUUUUAUCCCGUUUCUGUCUGAGCAAUACACCAACUACAGCAGAUAUGUCAUCCUGAAACCACGACGACCCAAACACACCCGAAAAAGGACUCAACUGUGACGUGCAGAUCCUCACCAUCUCAUUCUCUCCUGUAGUGCUUGAUCAUAAAGCCCUUAAAUAUUCCUCAUCACAAACUCUGUGCAUACAUGUGUAUGCUUGUGGGUGUGUGUGUAAGAAUGUACCCAUGCCAGAGUUUAUUUUUCGACCAAGUGGGCUGUUUCAACCUGUUUUUAUACAUCUGCUGCGUGCUUCCCAUCCUCGGACAGUUCCAGCACAGAGCAUGGAUGCCUUACCUAUUUUACCAGUAGUGACCCGAUCACCUCCGCUCCAUUCCAUUCCAUCCCAUGCCUUCUCUUUUCCUUUUUUCUGUAUAGCUUAACACAAAUGCCUGCUUGGGCUUCUUUGCAUCCUUCUAAAAGAAGAGUUCUUUUAAACAACCCUCACAUGUGAAAUCUCUCAUCUGAUCUGGGACGUUGAACUGUACUCCAUGAAUGCAGGCCCAAACCAGAUCUCAUGUUGCAUCAUUUGUCAGAUAUUCAUCUGUAGGCAUGAACUUUAUUGGUCCUGUCGAAGGUCCAGCUGUGGCAUCUCAGGACGAAAAAUGCACCAAAAAAACUUUUCUCUGUUUUGUAAAAGUGGACAUUGUGAGGUUGCAGAGCAGGACGGUUGAGUGUUUACAUUCCAAAUCAUGUUUGUCAUAUUGAUCAUAUCAGUGUUAACUGUGAUCGAAUCAAAUAAAAGAAGGCUGAUUUAAAUGUA
This is a messenger RNA of Triplophysa dalaica, 2574 nucleotides long. It is a transcript of the gene alg9, whose product is annotated as ALG9 alpha-1,2-mannosyltransferase. Bases 1 to 1875 code for a protein of 624 amino acids. The transcript has 15 exons. Gene Ontology annotation, biological process: protein N-linked glycosylation. NCBI's taxonomy places the organism in Eukaryota, Metazoa, Chordata, Actinopteri, Cypriniformes, Nemacheilidae. Gene Ontology annotation, cellular component: endoplasmic reticulum membrane. Gene Ontology annotation, molecular function: alpha-1,2-mannosyltransferase activity. The record is from RefSeq and is a predicted model, not a curated record.